Molecule: messenger RNA, 1928 nt
Organism: Amphibalanus amphitrite
Lineage: Eukaryota; Metazoa; Arthropoda; Thecostraca; Balanomorpha; Balanidae
Product: histone-binding protein RBBP4
Exons: 7
Coding region: 267-1547 (426 amino acids)
Biological process (GO): regulation of gene expression
Cellular component (GO): NuRD complex; nucleus; ESC/E(Z) complex
Molecular function (GO): histone binding
Source: RefSeq, a predicted model, not a curated record
GCGCUAACGCGCAAGCUUCGUCUCAAUUUAACUUUGUGUUCAAAUACUGCUGUACUCAUAGCGUAUUGGAUAACUCUAUCGUUGAUUGGCUUAAAGAAGACAUACAAGCUUUCGACAUUGAUGACUGAACAGUGAAAUACACUUGCUAAGCGCGCCAUUUCGUCGGCGCUCUGUUUCUUUCGUUUGGGAGAUCGCGGUGUGGAAAAAAAUAGGAGUAACUCACAAGAACAAUUGAGACUCCUCAAGGAAGCUUACAAAGGCAAACAAUGACAGACAAGGAUGGAGAGCAUUUCGAUGAUGCUGUGGAGGAGCGGGUUAUCAAUGAGGAGUACAAGAUCUGGAAGAAGAAUACCCCAUUCCUGUAUGACCUGGUGAUGACACAUGCUCUGGAGUGGCCCUCACUGACUGCUCAGUGGCUGCCUGAUGUCACCAGGCCCGACGGGAAGGACUACACGAUCCACCGGCUGAUCCUGGGCACGCACACGUCGGACGAGCAGAACCACCUGUUGAUCGCCUCCGUGCAGCUGCCGACCGAGGACGCCCAGCUGGACCCGUCUCACUACGACAGCGAGCGGGGAGAGUUCGGCGGCUUCAGCUCCGUGAAUGGCCGAAUCGACAUCGAGAUCAAGAUCAACCACGAGGGCGAGGUGAACCGGGCGCGCUACAUGCCGCAGAACCCGUGCGUCAUCGCCACCAAAACGCCCAGCUCCGAUGUGCUCGUGUUCGACUACACCAAACACCCGAGCAAGCCGGACCCCGGCGGCGAGUGCAGCCCCGACCUCAGGCUGCGUGGUCACCAGAAGGAGGGGUACGGCCUCUCGUGGAACCCGUCUGUGAACGGUAACCUGCUGUCGGCCUCGGACGACCACACCAUCUGCCUGUGGGACAUCAACGCCACGCCCAAGGAGAACAAGGUGGUGGAUGCCAAGAGCAUCUUCACCGGCCAUACCGCCGUCGUCGAGGACGUGGCGUGGCACCUGCUGCACAUGACGUUCUUCGGCUCGGUGGCUGACGACCAGAAGCUGAUGAUCUGGGACACGCGCUCCAACACCACCAACAAACCGUCACACAUCGUGGACGCCCACUCGGCCGAGGUCAACUGUCUGUCGUUCAACCCGUACUCGGAGUACAUCCUGGCCACCGGCUCGGCCGACAAGACGGUCGCCCUCUGGGACCUGCGCAACCUUAAGCUCAAACUGCACUCGUUCGAGUCGCACAAGGACGAGAUCUUCCAGGUGCAGUGGUCGCCACAUAACGAGACAAUCCUGGCGAGCAGCGGCACCGACCGUCGCCUGCACGUCUGGGAUCUGAGCAAGAUCGGCGAGGAACAGUCGGCAGAGGACGCUGAGGACGGGCCGCCCGAGCUGCUCUUCAUCCACGGCGGCCACACGGCCAAGAUCUCCGACUUCUCGUGGAACCCCAACGAGCCGUGGGUGGUGUGCUCCGUCUCCGAGGACAACAUCAUGCAGGUCUGGCAGAUGGCAGAGAACAUCUACAACGAUGAGUCAGAGCAGCCGGCGGCCGACGUCGAGGCCAACCGCGACUGAGCCCGCCAGCUGUGCCGACUCACGGACCGAGCUCAAAUGACGACCCACACUCGUCACCGAUCCUCAGAAAGGUCGGGGUUCAUUCCUCAUGAACAAAUUGUACAAGGUGUUACCGGGAAGCUUCUGACGCCGCUGUCGUGACCAAGCACGCCUGCCUGUUUGUGUUGUGCUGACGUGGUCUCUGCUGUUCCGGGAUCUCUGGCUGCGAGUUCGGUCGGUCAGAAGCCGUCAUGUGUUGCUCUCCAGCUGGAUCUCCGGUGCCACGGACUAUGCCCUCCGUGCACCCUGGUCGCGUUCUCGCUGACACGCACUGAAACAUUCAUCAUCAUUCCGCGCUCCGGUCACCGGUGGACAUUUCGUAAUACAACGCCACAUGGGAUC